AUGAAGUGGUGGCUUGGACGAUCCCCUGCGCUGCCGGAAGCGGCUGCUCUUAGACCUGCGGUUGGCAGUACGGCACGAAACUCGGUAGUGGUCAACUCGCUGAUCCGCCCAGAUUCCGCCAAUGGACAUAAACUCAAUAGGACUACCCAGCGUGCGGUAACGACCAUUUCCUCCAGCAAUCGCAGCAACAGCAGCGUAAGCACCAUCGACAGCAGAGGGGCCGCCCCCGCCCCCGCCGGCAGCAAUAGCAGCGGCCGUGACGGCCGCAAUGGCAGCGGCCUACCCCCCCGCCUCCAGCCAGUAGACUUCAGCACUCUGGUUGCCUGCUGUGCGGAGCUGCGGAGCGGCUGGGUUCCCGCCAAAGUGGAGCAGGUCGUUAUGCCGGACAAGACCAGCUUGUGCAUCCUCCUGCGCACCCCCUCAGGGCAGGGCUGGUUGCGUGUCUGCUGGCACCCGGCAGCUGGCCGACUGACCAUGAUGACCCAGGGGUCGGUCCCGGAGCGGGGCAACGCAUCUGAGCUGUACAGCCUGGGCGAGCAGGUCCGUGAAGCCCUGUGCGGGUUAGUGCUGGUGGAGGUCAGCUUGCCAGCCCCCUGGGAGCGGGUGGCCAACCUGCAGUUCGGGGUGAGGCCCGGGGAGGCGCCCACCCGCCACCUGUACUGCGAGAUCAUGGCCAGGUACAGCAACGUCAUCCUCGCAAGCGCGGAUGGGGAAGUGCUGGCGGCCGCCUACCAGGCGAGAAAGGAGCUGGGGGAGGGUGUCGGCGGUAUGUUGUCCAGCCACCGCCAAGUCCAGGUGGGACGAACAUACUCGCUGCCGCCGCAGCUGUACGGCGUGCCACCUAGCGCCGCUCCCUCCUUCGAUCAAUGGCGCGACACACUCGGCCGGCUGGUGGACGGCUUCAUUCGCGCCUUCCACGGCGUCAGUCCGGCGCUCGUGGAAGAGGUGUGUGGGGCGGCGGGCGUGACGCCCGAGGUCAGGCCCAGCACCUUGACACAGGCGCAGUGGGAGGCGCUGUACGGACAAUGGAUGACGUGGCAGGAGCGGCUCCGUAGCGGGGAGUUUACGGCGACAUCCGACCCCUCAAGCGGCAGAUACUCCGUGUUCGGCUCGCUGCCCCGGCGUCACGCCUCCGUACAUGAAAUGCUGGAAGAGUAUUAUGGCCCGCUGGCGGCGGCGGAGGCCCAUGCGCAGCUGUACGGCAAGCUGGCGGCGGCAGUGGCGGCGGCGCUAAAGAAGGCACGCGGCAAGGUCCGCGCCUUCGAGCAGCAGCUGACCGAGUCGGGUCGCACCGAGGAGGUGCGCCGCCUGGCGGACAUCAUCACCGCCAACCUGUACCGUAUCCCGGCCGGCUCGCCCUCCGCGGUGGUUGAGGACUGGGAGACCGGUGAGCCGCUGACGCUGCAGCUGGACCCAACAAAGCCUCCCGUUGCAACGGCAGAAGCGUUGUACCGCAAAGCACGGAAGCUGCGGCGGGCGAUUGAUGCCGUACAACCGUUGUUGGAGGAGGCGCGGUCCGAGGUCGCCUACCUGGAGGACGUGGAGCCGCCGCCGGAUGCUGCAUUGGCGCAGAAAAUGGAGACACGAACAUCUAAAGCUGCGGCGCGGGCAGCCACGCGGGCUGGCAAAAAGGGCGGGAAAAGAGGCACCGCCGCGGCGUCCUCUGCCGGCGCCGCCGCUGCUGCUGCCGCUGAUGGCGGUUAUGACACCGCCUCCGCCCGGCGGUACACCAGCCCGGGGGGCUUUACAGUGCUGGUGGGACGGAACAACAAGCAGAACGACGUUCUGAGCACCGAGGUGGCGGCUGAUGACGACCUGUGGUUCCACGUUCGCGGCAUGCCCGGCUCCCACACACUGCUGCGGGUACCGCGCGGCUCCCCUCAGCCACCCGCCGAGGUCGAUGUCCAGUUUGCGGCCAACCUGGCCGCGUUCUUCAGUAAGGCACGUGACAGCCUGAAGGCCGAUGUCAUUGUAACCCGCGGCGCCUGGGUGCGGAAACCGCGGGGCGCCAAGCCGGGGGCAGUGGUAGUGAGUAAGGAGCUCCGAAACGUGGUGGGGCGACCGGGGGACAGUGUAGCAGCAGCAGCAGCGGCAGCGGGAGGAGUGGGGGACGCGGUGGCAGGGGGAAGUCCUGUGGAUGGCCGGCGGAGGUGA
Molecule: messenger RNA, 2154 nt
Organism: Volvox carteri f. nagariensis
Lineage: Eukaryota; Viridiplantae; Chlorophyta; Chlorophyceae; Chlamydomonadales; Volvocaceae
Exons: 12
Coding region: 1-2154 (717 amino acids)
Biological process (GO): rescue of stalled cytosolic ribosome
Cellular component (GO): RQC complex
Molecular function (GO): ribosomal large subunit binding; tRNA binding
Source: RefSeq, a predicted model, not a curated record